Molecule: messenger RNA, 8100 nt
Organism: Seriola aureovittata
Lineage: Eukaryota; Metazoa; Chordata; Actinopteri; Carangiformes; Carangidae
Gene: adcy3a
Product: adenylate cyclase 3a
Exons: 21
Coding region: 686-4063 (1125 amino acids)
Biological process (GO): intracellular signal transduction; cAMP biosynthetic process; adenylate cyclase-activating G protein-coupled receptor signaling pathway
Cellular component (GO): plasma membrane
Molecular function (GO): adenylate cyclase activity
Source: RefSeq, a predicted model, not a curated record
CACCCAGGACCAACAGAGACAGGAGUGGGGGUCUGUGGAUAUGUCGGCCCCGUUUCUCUGAGCCAUCUUCAUCAGUUCCUCCAGGCUGAAGCUGCUUCCGGCGGCCCGGUGCCCCCCCCCCCCCCGUCCUCACGCCGGUCUGAGCGAACAACGCUGCCGCCCGGAGGAGAGGGAAAUCUGGCUCUGACUGAAGGCCAUGUGAGGCGGGACCAUGGAAGGCCAACAUUCAACAUGCUGCCCAACCCCGAGGAGUGACAGAGACGCAGGAAGUCACACACACAGAAACCCAGCUGAUCCAGUGACAUGGUUCACAGGUGUGGAGCGCGCAGGUGGAGAGGAGCUGGUGCAGCAGUCCCGUCUGUGAAGCUGAACGAGGAAGUUAAAAAGUGCACGUUCUCACGCCGCUGACGGAGAGUAGGCGUGCUCGAUCUGUGACACGACUGAGUCAAUGACAGCAGUGAGGGACGCAGCUAUGUAAGAGGACGUGUCUGCGGAGCACGGGUCCAGACAAUCAACACUCUGCUGUGAUUCAUGUCGGCUCUCAGGGGGACGACGGCGGUUACUGAGCAGAAGAGCGAGCAGCAGGUGAUGCACACCUGAGAGUGAGGUCUGCCUCCUGCGGGACAAACAGCUUUAACACUUCUUCAUAGUGGAGAGGACAGGAAACAAACGCUCCGACUCCACCAUGCCCCGGAACCGAGCCUUCUCCGAGCCCGAGUACUCGGCAGAGUAUUCGGCGGACUGCUCCGUGACGCUGCCCUCAGACCCCGGGCAGGCGGUGGGGCGGACACAUGAGGUCACGGUGCGGAGCUCGGGAUGCUGCCUCUGUCUGCCGCGGUUCAUGCGCCUCACCUUCGCGCCCGAGUCUCUGGAGAACCUGUACCAGACCUACUUCAGGCGGCAGAGACACGAGACCUUGCUGGUGCUGGUCGUGUUCGCCGCCCUCUUCGACAGCUACAUCAUCAUCAUGUGUGCCGUGGUCUACACCACUGACAAGCUGGCGUCUGUCCUAGUGGCCUCAGUGGGACUGGCUGCAGAUAUUAUCCUCUACCUGCUGUGCCGCUUCGGCCUGCUGCCAGACCGCAUCUCCAGACGGGUGGUGCCCUACGCCCUGUGGGUGCUCAUAGCGGCGCAGAUAUUCUGCUACCUGGGUCUGAACUAUGCUCGCUUCCACCAGGCCAGCGACACCGUGGGUUGGCAGGCCUUCUUCAGCUUCUCCUUUUUCCUGACUCUGCCUCUGAGGCUGACCCCCAUCGUGCUCAUCACCACUGUGUCCUGCGGGGUCCACACUUUGGUUCUGGGCGUCACCAUCGCCCAGCAUCAGCAGGAGGAGGUCCAGGGGGCUGCGCUUGGCAGACAGCUGCUGGCCAACAUCGUGAUCUACGUGUGUGCGAUCACCGUGGGCGUCAUGUCGUACUACAUGGCUGACAGGAAGCAUCGGAAGGCCUUCCUGGAGGCGAGGCAGUCACUGGAGGUCAAACUCAACCUAGAGGAGCAGAGCCAGCAACAGGAGCGUCUGCUGCUCUCCAUCCUCCCCAAGCACAUUGCGGACGAGAUGUUGCAGGACAUGAAGAAGGAGCCCAGUCAGAAAGAGAUGCAGCAGUUCAACACCAUGUACAUGUACAGACAUGAAAACGUCAGUAUUCUGUUUGCAGACAUCGUGGGCUUCACCCAGCUGUCGUCGUCCUGCAGCGCUCAGGAGCUGGUCAAACUGCUCAACGAGCUGUUCGCUCGCUUCGACAAACUGGCCGCAAAAUAUCACCAGCUGAGGAUCAAGAUCCUGGGAGACUGCUACUACUGCAUCUGCGGCCUGCCGGACUACAGGGAGGACCACGCCGCCUGCUCCAUCAUGAUGGGCCUGGCCAUGGUGGAGGCCAUCUCGUACGUCAGAGAGAAAACCCAGACCGACGUGGACAUGAGGGUGGGAGUUCACAGCGGCACCGUGCUGGGAGGAGUGCUGGGUCAGAAACGCUGGCAGUACGACGUCUGGUCCACCGACGUCACUGUGGCCAACAAGAUGGAGGCUGGAGGGAUCCCAGGUCGCGUCCACAUCUCUCAGAGCACGAUGGAGUGUCUUCAUGGAGAGUUUGACGUGGAGCCUGGGAACGGAGGCGACCGCUGUGACUACCUGAGGGAGAGAGGCAUCGACACCUACCUGGUGGUCGUCCCUAAAGGGCCUGUGGGAAAGAAUGGCAUCAACGGUGUAAAGCUGUCUGUGACCUCGUCCAAUGGAAACUCUCCGCUGCUGAUCAACACCACAGAGUGUAACGGCAGCGCUAACACAGCCUGCACCACGCCGGAGGAGCCAGACGAGCUGGACACCAGGGUGGUGAAUCCGUCCUUCCCUAACCCGCGGAGACGGCUGCGGCUGCGGGACCUGGCGGAGAGAGUGAUCGAUGCUCAGGAGAACGAGCAGGAGCUCAACAAACUGCUGAACGAGGCUCUGCUGGAGAGAGAGACGGUGCAGGCUUUGAAGGGGAAACACACCAACAGGCUCUCCCUGAGGUUUGUGGAUCCGGACCUGGAGACUCGUUACUCCGUGGAGAAGGAGAAGCAGAGCGGAGCGGCCUUCUGCUGCUCCUGUGUGGUCCUGCUCUUCACUGCAGCCAUGGAGGCGCUCAUAGACCCCUGGCUGAUUGCAAACUACAUCACCUUUGCAGUGGGAGAAGUCCUGCUGCUCAUCCUGACCAUCUGCUCUCUGGCCGCCAUUUUCCCCAGAGUCUUUCCCAAGAAGCUGGUGUCGUUCUCCACCUGGAUCGACCACACCCGCUGGGCCCGGAACACCUGGGCCAUGGCGGCCAUCUUCAUCCUCACCAUGGCCGACAUCAUGGACAUGCUGAGUUGUCUCCCUCGAGUCCCAGACUCAGGUAGCACCACUGUGGCUCCCUCCUCUUCCUCCUCCUCCUCCUCCUCCACUCGGUCCGGCCCUGACGGUUGCCUGGGCAACCCCAAAUAUUACAGCUACAUUGCUGUGCUUGCUCUGAUGGCUACCACCAUGCUGGUCCAGGUCAGUCACAUGGUCAAGCUCACACUGAUGCUGCUCAUCACCGUGGCCACCGGCAUCGUGAACAUCUACAGCUGGAGGGACAUCUUCGACCGCUACGACAUGGCCCGUUUCCAGGACUACAGGUCGUACCUGGUUCCCUCCAAAUUCACCAUGACCAUCAUGAUCUUCAUUAUGAUGGUCAGCUUCUAUUACUUCUCCCGACAUGUGGAGAAGCUCGCCCGCACCCUGUUCCUGUGGAAGAUCGAGGUCCAUGAGCAGAAGGAGAAGGUGUACGAGAUGAGGCGCUGGAACGAAGCGCUGGUGACCAACAUGCUGCCUGAACACGUGGCCCGACACUUCCUGGGAUCCAAGAAGAGGGACGAGGAGUUGUACAGUCAGUCCUACGACGAGAUCGGAGUCAUGUUCGCCUCGAUCCCCAACUUCUCUGACUUCUACACAGAGGAGAGCAUCAACAACGGAGGCAUUGAGUGUCUGCGCUUCCUCAACGAGAUCAUCUCUGACUUUGACAGUCUGCUGGAUGAGCCUCAGUUCCGCUGCAUCACUAAAAUCAAGACCAUCGGCAGCACCUACAUGGCAGCGUCAGGUGUCACCCCAGAUGUCAGCAAUGGCUACACCUGCAUGAAGAAGGAGGAGCAGUCGGACAGGGAGCGCUGGCAGCACCUGGCGGACCUGGCGGACUUCGCUCUGGCCAUGAAGGUCACACUCAUGAACAUCAACUACCAGUCGUUCAACAACUUCAUGCUGCGCAUUGGUCUGAAUAAGGGCGGAGUCUUAGCCGGAGUGAUCGGUGCCCGGAAACCCCACUACGACAUCUGGGGCAACACUGUGAAUGUGGCCAGUCGCAUGGAGUCCACAGGGGUGAUGGGGAACAUCCAGGUGGUGGAGGACUGCUACAACAUCCUGAAGGAGUACGGUUUUCGCUUCGUGAGGCGGGGGCCGAUCUUUGUGAAGGGGAAGGGGGAGCUGCUCACCUACUUUCUGAAGGGAAGAGACAAACAGGGCUCCUUCAUCAACGGCUCCUCCGUCACUCUGCCUCACCAGGUGGUGGACAGCUAGAGGCCACGCCCCCACACACACACACUGCCCACCUGAGUGAUCACUGCAGGGGGAGGGGGGCAGAGAACUGAACCUGACCUGAGCUUCACACAAUGUUUACAGUUCAAACUACACACCACUGACACACUACACACACACACACACACACACACACACACACACACACACACACACGUGUCCAUGUCAACGGAAAGAUAUAAGAGCCAGGAGAGUUUGAACGACAUGUUCAAGUUGAACCAAGAAUUCAAAAUCUGGAUCAUCUGAAUUUGAAUUCACUGAAAAUGAAAUAAAUAAAAAACAGAAGUUCCAGACACAUGAUCCAAGAUCAAACUGGAAUAAUUAGAGCGUAUGAGGUAACGAGUCAGGCUCAGGUGUCGUCACAGUCCAGUCUACACAACCACGUUUUCAUUCAUGUGCAGUGAUGAGGAAAACUCCUGGAUUUUCACUUAAUGAAUCACUUGUUUAUUGGCACCAUGACACUAAAUGUAAUUAAAGCCUGAGACAUCCUGCUAAUUAACAGACUAAUCAAACGUAUAACCUGCUCACUGGAGUGAUAGUGACCUGAAACUGAGAGUGAUUAAGCAGGAGUUUCAUUAGUAACGGGAGAAGUUGGGAGUCUGCAGCAUGUGUUCACGCUCUAAUGAUGUGAAACAGAGUGUUCUCCAAAAUCACAACCGAAGUUUCUCACUUUUCAAACAGAGCAGGUCUAGACCCAGCUCUCGAGCAAACACUUGGCGACAGUGGAGAGAAAAAGAGGCAGAAACCUCGAGCAGAACCAGACUCAGGGUGGGUUUGAUCAUUUAAUUCUAUUUAAUGAUUGUAAUUGUGCUUUAGUAAUACAUUGAAAAUGUCAUGCCAGUAAAGCCUGUUGGAUUGAAUUGAGAGAGAGAGACAGAGAGAGAGAGAGAGAGCAAUAAUAAUGAGAAUGAGAAAUCAACCUCUGGUCUUGACUCAAACAAAACUUUAAACACAAUUUCCUAAUUAUAAAAUUAAAAUGAUAAAAUCAUUGAACAUAAACUUUUGAAUUCAAAGUGAUGUAAUUUAAAUACAAUGAUGGGCUUUAUCUCUUUCCAACACUGAUCUCUCACACACACACACAGACACAAACACACACACACACACACACACACACAUACACACACACACACACACACACACCCAUCUCCUCAGCACAUUAACACCACGUGUCUUUUAAAUUCUGGACGCUGCCGGUUUACAGAAUACUUCCAUGUACUGAGUCUGACGGACUGAUCUGAGUUCAGGUCUCUGUCUCCGACGGGGAAGAGGAUGCGGACGUGGACCAAUCAGAGUGUGAUGAUACAGUGAUCUGCCACCUGCUGCUGCCUGUGUGUGGUCCUGGUGUGUGUAAGAGUAUGUGCAUCGCCUAUAGUGUAUUUUUCAACCAUCAGGCUCUUGGUUCUCCUUGAUCCUGAUCUGGGGACAGAUCAGAUCUGUCCCUCUGCUCCUGGACCUGGUACAGCACUCUACACCGCUGGCCUCUAGAUGCUGUGUUGAACCAACAGAGGACAACAGAUGUCCACACUGUCGGUUGGAGGAGCGGGACACUGACACAUGGCAGGAAUAUUAUUUCACACUGACAGUGGACUGAUGGAAGUGCCUGUCCCAGCUGGGAUCCUCUACAGACAAGGGACAGUCCACCAGUCCCCCCACGCUGCUGUGAGAGGAUCAUUCCAGUUUAUUACAGCUGGGGGUUAAGUUUGUACGUUCUCUGGUCAUAAACUUGUGAUGAGAUCCGGGAACAGGGUGAGACGGGUCCAGAGACGCGAGCAGUCAGGCGAUCAGACAGAGAAGAAGAAGAGUAAACCGUUGCCGUCUGUUAAACAUCCAUCACAGUUUACAGACCCACUUCCUGUUUGUUUCUGCUGUGUCGGAUCCGCUCACUUUCAAAAUAAAAUGUUUAAGUUCAUCUGGAUAAACUCUGCACUCGCGCUGAUCGUCUGACUGCUCCUGUUUCUUCACCCAUCGGACUCAUGUCAGUGACGUCACUGUGACACAUGACCUCAGAGAUGAACUUGGUGUUGUACAGUGUUAGAAACGCACUGAAGGACUGACGCUGUAAUGAUCUGGAGUUUUCUUUCACUGAAUUAUGAUGAUGAUGAUGAUGAUUAUGAUGAUGAUGAUGAUGAUGAUGGAAAAGAAGAAAACAGCAGAAUUUGAAGUAAAAUGAUUAACUUGUUUAUUUCAUGAUAUAAAAUGACGACAGCGACAAAAAAGUUCAUAAACAGGAAGUCGAACUUUUCUCAGCUUCUCCAUGUUGUUUCCACCAGGUGUUAACGUGUGAGCUGCACCUGAUGAUGAGGCCUUUGAAUUUACACCUGGAAUGAAUUGAUAUUUAUUCCAUCUCUGCCUGUUGGUCAGAUCCCUACACAGACGGUAGUUUUCAGUUGUGCUCUGACACCGCUGUCCACCCACUGUGCUGUCAUGUUUCCUUCAUGGACAAGUGAAGAUGUGACCUGUUGCUGUUUACCGGCUACAGACAGCAUGAAGAGGCACAGUGAGGGUCAGGUGACCUCUCAACUGGGUUGGGUUGACUGGGGCCAAACUAUACAGAUGUUAUACACACCUGGCUGAGACAGAUCCAGUGUAUUAACAUAUGUUUUCAAUGAUCCAGACACAGAUCUCAUGUUUAUACCAGGUAGAGAUGAGGUCUCUCUCUCACCUGUGUGUCUCUUUAGUCUCUGUUUGCUUGGUCACAUAUUCCAACAUGGACACGUACAGCAGAUGUGCACAGGGUUCCACGUGUUCUGAUGUGUUUACACGGGAAGUUGGUGGAAGGUGAUGGUCUAUGCACUGACCCUCAGACACCUGGGCAGGUGAAAGAACUGACCUCAGCUGAACCCAUGUGGUUUUGUGGACUCAGACAAUCUAAUCUCUUCAGAGGACACGUCCUCUCACAGCUUCAGCUUCAGGUCUCACCUCCCACUCAGUCUUCUUGGUUCCUCUACCCAAGGUUUGGAGUCAGGUGGAAAGAUCAGCAGGUACACAGGGAAAGUGUGUCAAUACUAAAGAAAUGGGCCUAAUCACAAACGGUGUGUUAAGAGUUGGUGAAUGGGCCUGCACAAAAAAAGUCUAACAAGUCGGCUUGCUCACAUGCAGGUUCUGAAGCCCAUCAUACAGGUUCUGAUCACGGAGCUUCAGACAUGACUCCCCUACUGUUGUGUCUCUGAGGCUCUGACUAACAGCAGUGACGUUCAGGAGAACAAACAGGAAGCAGCUGACCUGUGUGUCAGGUUUGGGGGAAGUAUUCAGGAGUCACUGCUCUUUCCUCUGCUGAUUGUAAAACCCAUUAGUGUCUCUGUAGAAUGGGAUGAAAGUGCAAUAGUUUCUUCUUCUACAAACCUGACGCUCUCCUCUCUUAAGGAAAGGUUCAAUCAUUCCUUCCCCUUUAAUUCAUAUUUUUAUAAAGUAAUGUUUUGUUCUAUUUAAAGAAAGGGAAAGAGGACUGAGCGUGUCCUCACUGUACAUAGAGUUCAGACUGUGUUUAUUGGUCAGUUUUAUUUAUUGGAGAUGACAGGGACGUUGUCUUUUUUCUUACACAGAUGUGAAAGUGCCAAUGAUAAAGGAAUGGCUUCAAAUGUAAAAGCCACAUCACGGACCACAGCUGUUUCCUCUCCUCUCCUUUGUAUUUUAAAAGAAUCUCAGGCUUGGGAACAAAAUAGCACUUUGAAUACUGUGUCAACUCUGUAUAUGAUUCCAGGUUUUGGUUGCAAAAAAAUUUUUGAGCUAAGUUCCAACACAAGAACACUGAGAUGCCGUCUGGAGAGUCCGGGCCAGCUGACGGCUGAUGAUUCAACCCUGUGGUGGAUGUAGUUGUUGUUACUGUUCAGAUCCAGAGCUUUGACUCCUCUUCACAGUUUUGUGGAUUGAAUUAGAUACUGUAGGUCUCCUCAGACUGUUCUGAGCAGCUGAUCCCGAUCCUGGUCUUUAAGUUGAAGAAUCUCUGUCAGUGUACCCUCUUUCAUUUCAGUUGUUUGUCAUCAUAAGGUGAAUUGAAUAAAGAAAUCUAAUAAAGACAA